AUGGGUAAUAUAAACUCGUUGUUCACCAAAAACCCAUCUGAAAUACUGCCAGUUGAAGCAUAUUUAUCGGAUUUAUCAUGUGAUUCUAUCGAGAACCUUGGAAGCACGAGAUUCAUGAAAGUUGCCAAAGGAAAAACGCUUGAGGGUUUUUUUGUAUAUAAAGUGUAUGUUCGGCAAGAUGACGCUUCUUUGGAGCCAUUCCCACAGAGAAUAAUCGAAAUUCGAAAAUCACUCAGUCGAGCUCCGAACUGUUGUGCAAUCAAAAAAGUGUUGAUAAAACCCAAAUAUGCGGUUAUGCUCCGAGACUAUCAAAAGCACACCCUAUUUGACCGGAUAAGCACAAGACCAUUUUUAGUGCAACCGGAAAAAGUUUGGUACAUUUAUCAACUAUUCAAAGCACUUUCACAAUGUGAAGCAGUCGGUGUAUGUCAUGGCGACUUAAAAUCUCAAAAUGUGUUGAUUUCUUCUUCGAAUUGGCUUCAAAUUACGGAUUUUGCUCCAUUUAAACCCUCAUUUCUUCCACAAGAUAAUCCGUCAUCAUUCACGUUUUUCUUUGAUACAAGUCGUCGACAAUCUUGCUACAUUGCCCCAGAGCGUUUCAUAUCUUCAACCGAAUAUGACAAAUGUUUUGCGAAUGAAAAGGAUAAAUGGCUUUUUGGUUCUUUGAAACCAUCAAUGGACAUUUUCUCAGCUGGAUGUAUUGUUUAUGAAAUACUCUGUGAUGGGAGAAGCCCAUUUACUUACAGUCAACUUUGCGAAUAUCGAGCGAUGAAGAAUGCGGAAGCAGCUGCGACACUUGCUAGAAUAUUGCAAGACGUUCCGCAUCAAUUUCGACCACUAUUGAAAAUGCUUCUGAAUCGUGAACCAACGCUACGCUUGUCCGCUAACGCCGUGCUGAGUGGGGCGGCGUUUUCAUUUCCUCCUAUUCUCGAGAACUUUAUCUUUAAAUAUCUCGAUGUGUUCCGCCCGAUUUAUGGAUCUCCAACCCCGCAUUCAAGCGAAAAUGCCGAUGAGUUUAGUCAACCUUCAGAGUUUUCGUAUAUGGAGCCUGACGAUGUCAUUGCAAAAUUGAAACGAGAGAAGAAUGUUUGGUGGAGUAAACUAGCAGCGAGUGAAGAUACCAAGCCAUAUUCGGUGCUUUUCGUCACACUAAUCACCGCAAAUCUUCGCGCUUUGAGGACAAUUCAAUCGAAAACGGAUGCAAUGAGCAUGCUUGUCGACCUUUGUGCUCUUUGCGAGCCAAACGUCGCAAUUGAACGAGCUCUUCCAUACUUAGUGCAUUGUAUGAAUGAUCCCGAAACUCAGAUACGUGCCACUGCUGUAAAUAUGAUAGCGAAAAUUCUUGAACCGAUUUCUCCUAAAACUUAUGAAGAAUCACUGACUUUUGUGGAUUAUUUAUUCCCGGAAAUAAGCGCAUUGCUAACCGAUGACUGUCCGCAACACAUCGCAUUUGCAAUUGCAACAUCUCUUGGGUCUUUAGCCGAGUCCGCGUAUCGGUUUCUUCUUGCUGGACGGGAUAUUCGAUCAGGUUCAUGUGAUGAAGAUCUGUCUUUGGCUGAAAAUGCGACUACUUCAAGUGAUAAUCACCAGCAAGGAUUUUCCGAGGAUUCGGAAGCGCUCAACAUUGGCGUCUCGGCAAUAUUCAGUUCACUUUGUAGCCGAGAUCCUAUGGUGAAACGAUGCCUAGUUGAACCUCAAUCUCUUCACAAACUUUAUACAUUCUUUUCAAAAGUUGGGAACGGAGACAGUCUUCUAACGUUUCUCAUAACAUUUUUAAACGCCAAGUCUGAAUGGAGAUUGCGAGCCGCAUUUUUUGAUUCGCUGCCAAUUUGCGUGCAGAAGAAAAGUGUUGGCAUGGUGCCAUUAAUUCAGCAGGGCCUCCAGGAUUUUGAAGAGCAAGUCAUAAUGAGGGCACUGGGCUGUGUGUACCUUCUCAUACGAAAUGGAACAUUGGAUAACAAUUCCAUCAAGGAUCUUCUUGAGGAUGUUAUUCCAUUUUUGGUUCAUCCAAAUGAGUGGCUCCGAGGUUCGGCGUGCGAAAUAUUGUUAGCCAUCGAUCAGAAAUGGCAUAUGGCGGACAUUCAUGUGAAACUUCUGCCAAAGAUACGCCCGUUUAUCCAGGAAUCGAAAAAAAGUAUGCUCACAUUGAAAAGCCGAUCGUAUUUGUUGAGCUGUCUUAUUGAACCGAUUCCAAGAAACAUUUGGGACAGGGUCACAGAAAUGUCGUUGGAAAGCACGAACAAGCUCGUUUCGCUGCUAGAAGAUCAUUUCUGUAAAGAAAAAACUUUCGACACGAAUGAUCAGUGGUUUUUGCGUCUAUUUAAGAAAACCGAUGAAGGUCUUGUGGCGAGACAUGAUGUGAGAAAAAGGGCUCCGCAUGAGAGCGGUGCCGAAGUUAUGACAGUUGAAAGCACGAAACGACUUCUCGCUGCUUUGUUUUCGUUCAGGCAUCUUCUGUUGAAAAUGGCGGAAACGCGUUGCACAGCUGGAUUGGAAUCUCUGCUAACGAAACAGCAUGGUGUCAUCGAUUUGUCAUCGGAUGCUUACAAUGAGGUUCGAAGGAAGAUUUUCGAGUAUGGGUCUGAGAACGUGGCCAACCAGAAAAUGGUAUUGUACAAGCCGUUUGGAAUCGAUAGUCGUGAUACUCUCCUAGCUGAUAGUGAAGUUGCGUUUGAGGAGGAACGAACUGUCACAGGAGUUGGCGGGCCACAACUGAGAAACUCGAUUUUUGAUACACAAAUCAACGAAAUGUUAGCCCAUUUUAACGAUUUGUUCAUGAAAAACGUGACUUCGAAAUCAGCAGUCGAAGCUUCCGCUUCCACUACUCGAAAGCAGAGAAAUUCUGUUACGGGAACUAUACUCUCCCACAUGCAUGAGCAUUCUGCCGUUAUAACCAAGUUGUCAGCGAAUAGGGACAAAAGUUUGUUCGCUAGCGGAAGUAUGGAUGGAAGCGUUCGCAUCUGGAAGACGAGUCGAAUUCUUGGCGAAGGAUAUGGCGCUGCGAUGAGCGAACAUUUUUGGAUACCCGCUGAUGGAAAACGCGAUCCAGUUCAAAGUGUUGGCUGGUGCGACAACUAUGUGUGCGCCGCCUCUCAGGAUGGAUUCGUUCGGUGGGCAGAUAUAGCGAAUGGCGGUGUAAAACUAGCGACGUAUGUGAACAUUCCGGAAAAUGAGGGAUAUCCGGUGGAUGUGCAUCUCCAUGGGCCUAUAUGUUUUGUUAGGACCCAUCAUGGGGUGAUGUACGGAUUAGAUUUGAGGGUUGGCGCAACUAGCGGACCACUGAAAAGGCACGAUGUUUGGCGCAAGAAGCUCAAGGACGAACGCGGUCUGGUCACGUGUUCGACAAUCGAUCCCUGGCAGCAGGCGUGGAUGGUUCUUGGCACGACCGCAAAUCAUCGUAACAUGCUUCUGUAUGAUUUACGAUUCCGCGAAGAGGCCUGCUCGUGGAAGGCGCCACAUGAGUUACUGCGCCCGAUUGCAAUGUGGGCCAACACAACGACCAGUCGGAGUUCUCCGGAAGUUCUUGUUUCAUUUAAUAUGUACGGUGAAGUUAGCUCGAUGGAAUUGAGCAUGAAACCAGCAAGGAAAAAGGUCCUAUGGAUAGGAGGCAGUCAGCUUUUGAGAUAUGAACAACGAUCGCCUGAAAGUAAUCUUCAAACGAAGGCCUUGUGUGUUUGCGAUGACACUGAUACAAUUUAUACGGGUGAUUCGAGAGGAACCCUUAGAAAAUGGGAUAUGCACAAAAUUAAUGGCUGCUCGGUGCUUUGUGAGCCUCCUAGAGGUCGAACACCUUAUCGUACAAUGUUUGAUGAAAAAACCGAAAAUGACGUUCACGUCUAUUAUGAGAGAAAAAUAGUGGAUACUGACGCGAAAGAAGUGCGAAGAAUUGUUCCGAUCGACUCAAAACCAUCUACAUAUCAUCGAACCCCUAUUUGCGAUAUGAUCACACUGGCACCAAAUAUUCUCGUUUCCGCUAGUGCUGAUGGUGUAAUUAAAGUUUGGAAAUAA
Molecule: messenger RNA, 4008 nt
Organism: Caenorhabditis bovis
Lineage: Eukaryota; Metazoa; Nematoda; Chromadorea; Rhabditida; Rhabditidae
Source: the annotation of a GenBank genome assembly